AUGUCGGACACGAUCAAGGAAUUCGUCGAGAUCCCGCAAAACUUCUUCCGUGAAGGCACCCACUUUGUCAACCGUUGCACAAAGCCGAAUCGCAAAGAAUACAUCCAGAUCUGCAGAGCGGUAGGAUUGGGUUUCGUCGUCAUGGGUUUCAUCGGGUACUUUGUCAAGCUCGUACGUACACUACUUUGCCGGCACCAGGAUCGGGUUUCUGCGAGCUCUUUUCAACGGUCGACCCUGUAG
This is a messenger RNA of Pseudozyma hubeiensis SY62, 240 nucleotides long. RefSeq lists its product as hypothetical. Lineage: Eukaryota; Fungi; Basidiomycota; Ustilaginomycetes; Ustilaginales; Ustilaginaceae. The record is from RefSeq and is a predicted model, not a curated record. The transcript is spliced from 2 exons. Gene Ontology annotation, molecular function: transmembrane protein transporter activity. The coding region runs from base 1 to 240 and encodes 79 amino acids. Gene Ontology annotation, biological process: post-translational protein targeting to membrane, translocation; protein targeting. Gene Ontology annotation, cellular component: membrane; Ssh1 translocon complex.